AUGGUCGCUAUGUCUAUCCUAAGGCUGCCUGGCCAAGGGCUCGGUGACCCAAUGCUGCUGGACAAGAUCGACCAGCUCCUAGCUUGUAGCCUUGGUGAAUAUGUCAACUUGCCCCAGCUUGUCGUCGUGGGGGACCAGUCCAGUGGCAAAAGCUCUGUGCUUGAGGGUCUUACAAGAUUGUCGUUCCCCAGAGAUAGUGGGCUGUGCACUCGGUUUGCUACUCAAAUCACCUUCCGGCGGAUCAAGGCGGACACAGAGAGGACUAUCAGUGCCUUCAUCGUUCCAGCACAUGAUAAAGACCCGGGGCACACUGCUCGUUUGGCAGCAUGGAGAGGAAUCAAUAUGGAGUCACUCGACUCCGAAUCCUUCGCUGAAACAAUACGUGAAAACCUGAUGACAUUGAAUGACAAGUUUCAUGAGAAGCUUGAGGAAACUCAAAAGAAAAACCACCGGGAGAAGUACGAGUCCACAGAAAACGAGGCCAAAGCUCCAACGAGUAACACCGAACGGACCGUCCGUUACAUCCAUGACAUUCUGGCAGCCUACUACGAGGUCGCAUCCAAGCGUUUUGUUGAUAAAAUCUGCAUGCAAGCCACCGGCUACUGUCUGCUCACCGGACCAUACAAGCCGUUUGGACUUUUCUCUCCCCAGUUUGUUGCGAAUUUGACGGAAGAUCAGUUAAUGGAGAUUGCGGGGGAGAAUGCGGCGCUGGGUAGGCAACGUGCGCAGCUGAAGAAAGGGAUCAAGGACCUGGAAACUGGUCGGAAGAUUAUGAUGUAG
This is a messenger RNA of Penicillium concentricum, 780 nucleotides long. RefSeq names its product Dynamin. Gene Ontology annotation, cellular component: microtubule; membrane; cytoplasm. The record is from RefSeq and is a predicted model, not a curated record. Gene Ontology annotation, molecular function: GTPase activity; microtubule binding. The transcript is spliced from 3 exons. The coding region runs from base 1 to 780 and encodes 259 amino acids. NCBI's taxonomy places the organism in Eukaryota, Fungi, Ascomycota, Eurotiomycetes, Eurotiales, Aspergillaceae.